This is a messenger RNA of Hibiscus syriacus, 543 nucleotides long. Its product is annotated as methyltetrahydroprotoberberine 14-monooxygenase-like. The transcript has 3 exons. Lineage: Eukaryota; Viridiplantae; Streptophyta; Magnoliopsida; Malvales; Malvaceae. Gene Ontology annotation, molecular function: oxidoreductase activity, acting on paired donors, with incorporation or reduction of molecular oxygen; heme binding; monooxygenase activity. Bases 1 to 543 code for a protein of 180 amino acids. Gene Ontology annotation, biological process: defense response to other organism. The record is from RefSeq and is a predicted model, not a curated record.
AUGGCCAUGGAUUUCUUCACUCUGUUGCAACAAAAAAUCGUUUUUACACUUCUUGUCCCUCUACUCAUCGUCAUCUUCAUCUUCGGGGAUAUCAACAGAGCCAAAAGCAACAAGAAAGACAAUAAAAAAUCACCGCCGGAGUUGGUUGGAGGAAGUCCUUUUCUCAAUCACCUUCACCUAUUCGAAAAAGGGAAGCUCGUACAUAGAAAACUCGAGUCAUUGGCCGACAAGUAUGGACCCGCCUUCUUUAUCCACAUGGGGAUCCACCCAACACUGCCAAGGUCCUUAACGAUGAAUAUCAUGGGCUACAACCAGGCCUUGAUGGGUUCGACUCCUCACGACCCUUAUUGGAGCUACCUGAGAAAAAUUGCCACUGUCAAGCUCCUCUCCAACCAACAACUCAAGUUGCUCAAAUACGUUCGUGAGAUGGUGACCGGAAAUGGAUAUGAUGGUCUUAACGGGAAAAACGACGAGGAAUCCAAACGAUGCCAGAUGGUGACCAUUUGGUUGCCAAGAAAACCAUGGAAAAGGAGAUGCAUAUGA